AUGGAAGACUCGGCGCCAGUUCAGGAUGACACGUCAGAUCCGUCAUCGGGUGAUGACCCCAUUAUCAUAGCCGACGAUGGGGAUAUUGUUCUGGACGUUACGUUUGAGACCUCGAAGGAGACCCUCGCCGCGGCUCGCAAGGUUUGGCAGGCUGCCGCAAAGAAGUUUGGCGCUCCACGCAUUCCUCAACCCAACCUAAGUCCGAGCAUCAACUUGGCGUAUCGCGUCAAGCUUUCCGUCUUGCAAAAGCAAUCACGAUACUUUGCCAACCUCCUCGGAAACAAGCAGUUUUCCGAGGCGAGCAAUGUGGAGGAAACCCUAGCCCGCUUGGCGGCCAAGAAACUCAACUUGGUUGAAGUGGACGCCAAAGAUCUGCCCUGGAUUUCUAUCGUCGACGAUGAUGAGGCUACCCGAUCCAUCGGCCGUGAGAAGGUUUUUGAAGACUUGAUGAGAAUUAUGCACGGGAAGCAAAUGCAGUCCAUGGCAGUCAAUAUGCUUCAUGUGACUACGUUAGCCAUCUUGGCGGACCGGUUUGACUGUCGAGCUGUAGUCUCAAGAUACCUCAGUGUCGAUCUGAAAUUCAGAUGGCCCAUGACAAGUGCCAGACCAGUCCGGGCGGGCACUCCCAAGAAGACUCUUGACGUCGAGAACGUACUCAGACAGACCGUUCUAGUUGCCUGGCUCUUGGAGCAGCCUCCUAGGCUCCAUAAAUGCACCCGGGAACUCAUCUUGCGCGGUUCAGUGCGUUGGAGUAACUUGGCUGUUGAAGAGAGUUCUCGCUCUGAGUUGUGGUGGAAUCUACCCGAUGGUUUAGAGGCGGAACUGCAAUAUCGACGGGAAUGUGUUUUGAACACCAUCGCAUCGAUCCAGCGCCAUUUCCUUGGGCUAUACUCUUCUCGCGGUAUGCAGUGCAAGCUUGGAUACGACACAAGUGCCGCGUGUGAUUCUUUUCAGCUGGGCCAAAUGCUCAAGUUCUUCACCAGCAAAGAGUUGAUGGGUAUGGUGGACUUUGGGCCCAGCUCUCUGGACAACAUCCCGGACUCCUCAGUCGUUGAUGUCGAGGAGAUUUUGGCAGCUCUGAAGCAGGUUCCAAGCUACCAGAUUGACAAGCACCAUACCAACUGCGGCAUUCGGACGCGACUCGAGCCUAUCCUGGAGUACGUUCGUUCAAUGUUGUCCUCGACGGUGCUCUCGAUCUCGCAAGUUGACUGGAAGAACGAUCGCGAGACUGCCACAUGGGUCCCCGCCGAAAUUCGUACCAGCUUGGGUAGGGAGGAGAAGAAAUUCGAAUUCACCCGAAGCCUGGCUGGAGACCAACGGCUUCGUUACGAGGGCAACAUGUACGCUGAUAAGAUGGCUCGCAAAUUGUUCACGGCUGAGAAAUGGGACUGGACACCUGAAUACUAA
Messenger RNA from Colletotrichum karsti, 1407 nucleotides. RefSeq lists its product as uncharacterized. The transcript has 2 exons. Lineage: Eukaryota; Fungi; Ascomycota; Sordariomycetes; Glomerellales; Glomerellaceae. The record is from RefSeq and is a predicted model, not a curated record. The coding region runs from base 1 to 1407 and encodes 468 amino acids.